Loxodonta africana (African savanna elephant) is the source of this 762-nucleotide messenger RNA. It is a transcript of the gene RNASE4, whose product is annotated as ribonuclease A family member 4. Gene Ontology annotation, biological process: defense response to Gram-positive bacterium. The coding region runs from base 188 to 631 and encodes 147 amino acids. The transcript is spliced from 2 exons. NCBI's taxonomy places the organism in Eukaryota, Metazoa, Chordata, Mammalia, Proboscidea, Elephantidae. Gene Ontology annotation, molecular function: RNA nuclease activity; nucleic acid binding. The record is from RefSeq and is a predicted model, not a curated record.
CCAGCAACUAGAGAAAAUAGUCAACUCCCAACACAUAAUGUCACUUAUGAUGGAAUUUAUCUCCUAUUCCUGUCUCUAGGCCCUCUGCCCAUACUCUACUAACUUCCUUUUUCCUGCCCCUUGCUUUCUCUUGUCAAAGAAAAAAAUUGCACCAGAUAACGUUAAAACAGGCACCCCUAAGGUAGUGAUGACUCUACAGAGGACCGGUUCAUUGUUUCUGCUCUUGCUGCUGACCCUGCUGGGGCUGGGGCUGGUGCAGCCCUCCUAUGGCCGAGAGAGCAAGUACCAACGAUUCCUGAGGCAACACAUGGAUCCUGAGGGCUCGGGUGGCAAUGAUGGCUACUGCAACUUGCUGAUGCAAAGACGGAAGAUGACUACGAGCUGGUGCAAGCCCUUCAACACCUUCAUCCAUGAAGACAUCUGGAACAUCCGUAGUAUCUGCAGCACCACCAAUAUCCAGUGCAAGAAUGGCAGUAUGAACUGCCACGAGGGUGUAGUGAAGGUCACAGACUGCAAGGAGACAGGAAGUUCCAGGGCCCCUAACUGCAGAUAUCGGGCCAAGACCAGCACUAGGCGGGUUGUCAUUGCCUGUGAGGGUAAUCCAGAGGUACCUGUGCACUUUGACAAAUAGAUGCCACCCUGAAGUGGUUAGGACACAGCAUUUCGUCUUCAAAUUACUCCUUGAAUAGCAGUGAGUAAUGUAUUUGUGCUGUCCCAGGCUCUGCCUCCUCUGCUUACUUCUCACUCUUUUUCUCUAUAUAA